Messenger RNA from Epinephelus lanceolatus (giant grouper), 1895 nucleotides. RefSeq names its product glucose-6-phosphate exchanger SLC37A4-like. Gene Ontology annotation, molecular function: glucose 6-phosphate:phosphate antiporter activity. Gene Ontology annotation, biological process: glucose-6-phosphate transport; phosphate ion transmembrane transport. NCBI's taxonomy places the organism in Eukaryota, Metazoa, Chordata, Actinopteri, Perciformes, Serranidae. The record is from RefSeq and is a predicted model, not a curated record. Gene Ontology annotation, cellular component: endoplasmic reticulum membrane.
UGAUAAAGCGCGGUGUCAGGCGGCACCUAGCAUCAGGGUGUGUUAUGUCGACAUGUGGUCAUAUGUAGGCUGGAAGGAUCCGCCCGACAAAUCAGUUCGCCACGAGUAACGUUAACUUAGUGGGGGGAUUUUGAAUCAACGCUACUCCUGUUCAUCGACUGCAACAAUGGGGGCUUCAAGCUAUGGCUACUAUCGUGCAACCAUCUUCCUCUGCAUGUUCAUUGGCUACGCGCUGUACUUCUUUAACAGGAAGACCUUCUCCUUUGUCAUGCCCUCUGUGAUGGAUGAGAUUGAACUGGACAAAGAUGACCUGGGUCUGAUCACUAGCAGCCAGACUAUGGCCUAUGCCAUCAGUAAAUUCAUCAGCGGCGUGCUGUCGGACAAGAUCAGUGCCCGCUGGCUCUUCUCCAUCGGCCUCUUCUUGGUGGGGGGCAUUAACGUAGCUUUCUCCUGGUCCUCCACUGUCUCCAUGUUCUCUCUGCUUUGGUUCAUCAAUGGCCUGGGACAAGGCUGUGGCUGGCCUCCAUGUGGGAAAGUGCUGCGCAAGUGGUUUGAGCCCUCCCAGUUUGGAACAUGGUGGUCUGUGCUGUCCUGCAGUAUGAACCUAGCUGGAAGUCUGGGACCAAUCCUGGUCACAGUGCUUCUGCAGUACUACACCUGGAGGAAUAUCCUGACUGUGUCAGGCAUUAUCUGUGCUGCUUUCUCAUUUAUUUGUUUGGUGUUUGUAACGAAUGAGCCAAAAAAUGUGGGCCUGCCUAGCAUCGAGGCAGCAGCCAAUAAGGGGGCCAAGGGAGGCAACAAUGAGAGCACCCUGAGUGAGUUCAUCCUCUCUCCUUUUCUGUGGGUGCUGUCUCUGGGCUACUUGGUGGUGUUUGGGGUGAAGACGGCUGCCACUGACUGGGGACAGCUGUUCCUCAUGCAGGAGAAAGGCCAGACUGCUCUGAUGGGCAGUACCUACACAAGUGCCUUGGAGGUGGGAGGUUUUGUGGGCAGCCUUGCAGCAGGCUUCCUCUCUGACAGAGCUGUAGCUCGGCAAGGCUUGGACACCUACGGCAACCCUCGUCAUGGCCUGCUCAUUCUCAUGAUGGCUGGCAUGUAUGUGUCCAUGUACCUCUUCAGGGUCACUAUCACACCUGAAAUUCCGAAGGAGGCUCCUGUUUGGGUCCAAGUCCUUCAUCCUGUCUCCAUUCACAUUGGUGUACCAGAAAAAGAGAUCUGGAUCCUGUUCCUUGGUGCAAUGUUUGGAUUUUCUUCUUACGGACCAAUUGCUUUGUUUGGGGUGAUAGCAAGUGAAAGUGCUCCUUCAAAUUUUUGUGGAACCUCUCAUGCUGUUGUAGCACUGAUGGCUAAUGUGGGGGCUUUUAUGGCGGGGCUUCCCUUCAGCACUAUUGCUAAACAGCACAGCUGGGACUUUGCUUUCUGGGUAGCCGAGGUGAUAAUGGCCAUGGCCACCAUUGGCUUCUUCCUAGCACGAAACAUGCGUACCAAAAUGGGACGAAUUGAAGAGAAAAUGGACUAAUUUAUCUUCCUGAACGAAGCCAACUGUUGACGUCCUGUUUUGUGACGAGAUGGAAUUUGUACUACUGUACAUUAAUACAACACCAGUCUGACCAAACAAAACCACUGUCACAUACACUAAUCUUCCACUUUUUUUCGUAUGAAUUGGUCUUAGGUCAAUGAUCAGGGUGGGUGUGAGUCAGUAAAUCACUUUAGAUUCACAAUCAGGUACUUUUGUCACACACACUUAGAGUUUUCAGGACAGUAGAUUGCAUGCUAACAUUUUAAUGCUUCCAUUUUAUCCAAAGGCAGUUUUCAUGUAGAGAAAUUUAAAAUUUAUUGAAGUUGUAUAUGAAAAAAAAAAAAAAAACACGGACAUGAAUUUAUAAAAAGGUCUA